AUGAGGAAAUACAAAACCGUCUUCUGCACGACGUUGUUCUCGAUCACAACGGCAGAGCUGUUCAGCACACUCAGCGAGGAGGAUGAGGAAGACCCCAUCAGGUACAACGGCGUACUCCCACUUCCAUCCAUGAUGAACGUGUUGCCCAACACCGCGAACAGGGAGUUCCACGACACCUCAAGGACACUACUGACGAUGUGA
This is a messenger RNA of Trypanosoma grayi, 201 nucleotides long. RefSeq lists its product as hypothetical. The coding region runs from base 1 to 201 and encodes 66 amino acids. Lineage: Eukaryota; Euglenozoa; Kinetoplastea; Trypanosomatida; Trypanosomatidae. The record is from RefSeq and is a predicted model, not a curated record. The transcript has a single exon.